Molecule: messenger RNA, 1491 nt
Organism: [Torrubiella] hemipterigena
Lineage: Eukaryota; Fungi; Ascomycota; Sordariomycetes; Hypocreales; Clavicipitaceae
Source: the annotation of a GenBank genome assembly
AUGACAGCAAAUCCAGAAUCGGCUCUUGAAAAGGCUACGGGAUCAGAAGGUAGUACUCUCGAAGAACAUGGUAACCGGCCUGAUCAAACAGUAGAGCAAGAAUCGAAACGCAACAUUGUUGAUUGGGAUGGGCCAAACGACGCUCAAAAUCCAAUGAACUGGCCGAGAUGGAAACGCAUGAUCCAGGUUAUUCUUGCUAGUUCUUUCUUGCUUACGGCCAAUCUUGCAGCGACAAUGUUUGCACCUGGAGCAGCCGCUCUUGCUGAGGAGUUCCAUAUCACCAGUGUUACGGUUGUCACACUCGCCGUGUCUAUAUAUCUCUGUGGUUUUGCCAUUGGUCCCAUGGUUAUUGCACCGCUAUCCGAACUAUACGGACGUCUCAUCAUCUACCAUACCUGCUACGUGUUCUAUAUUGGCUUCAUCAUAGGCUGUGCUCUUAGUACAACCACUGGGAUGUUUCUCACUUUUCGCUUUCUUGCUGGCUGUGCUUCCUCAGGCCCAUUGACAGUCGGUGGGGGAACUGUCGCUGACGUUGUCCCUCCAGCUCAGCGCGGCAGGGCAAUGUCUCUAUUUCUUGUUGGGCCACUUUUGGGACCAGUCAUGGGCCCAAUUAUUGGAGGCUUUGUGUCUCAAUCCAUUGGUUGGCGAUGGACGUUUUGGAUCAUCACAAUUUUGGCAGUAGUAUCAUUCCUUGUAUCAAUGGUAUUCAUGCGUGAGACCAAUGCCGCUGUACUACUAGCACGGAAAGCCGCCCGUCUCAGGAAGGAAACCGGGAACACUGCUCUGGUUUCUAAAAUGGAUCGGGGACUGGCUCCUCGACAGCUCUUCCUGCGCGCCAUUGUUCGACCAACGAAGCUUCUGUUUCUUUCUCCCAUCGUACUUCUUCUCUCUCUCUUGUGCGCCUUCGUCUUUGGGCUCAACUUCUUAUUGUUUACAACAUUUCCGACUGUGUUCAAAGAGCAAUAUCACUUCUCUGCUGGCAUGUCUGGGUUAGCAUAUCUUGGCAUCGGUAUUGGAAUGACUUCCUCUCUCGCAACAUUUGCCACUGUGAGUGAUAGGCUUCAUAUGAGGCUUGGAGAUUCACCUAAACCUGAAGAACGACUUAAACCAAUGAUGUGGGCAAUGCCGGUGGUGCCUAUUGGUAUCUUCUGGUAUGGUUGGGCUGUCGAGACGCAGGUACAUUGGAUAGUACCUAUCCUGGGCACUUUCUUUUUUGGGUUCAGUAUCCUGUGGAUCUUGAUGCCUAUUCAGGUCUACUCAGUAGAGGCGUUUGGCCCCGAAGCUGCAGCAUCUGCUUUGGCAGCGAAUGUGGUUGUUCGGCUUCUUUUUGCUGCAUUUCUUCCAUUAGCAGGGCCAUCUCUAUAUGAUAAUUUAGGACUGGGCUGGGGGAACAGUGUGCUGGGAUUCAUGGCUUUGGCUUUUGUUCCCGCCCCCAUGUUGAUUUACCGCUAUGGGGGAUGGCUCCGGGAACGUUUUGCUGUAGACUUAUAA